Molecule: messenger RNA, 248 nt
Organism: Acanthocheilonema viteae
Lineage: Eukaryota; Metazoa; Nematoda; Chromadorea; Rhabditida; Onchocercidae
Source: the annotation of a GenBank genome assembly
GUAAACAACUGGAAGACGGACGUACUCUCUCAGACUACAAUAUCCAGAAAGAAUCUACACUUCAUUUGGUCCUUCGUCUUCGUGGUGGUAUCAUUGAGCCUUCACUUCGACAGCUUGCUCAGAAGUACAACUGUGAGAAACAAAUUUGCCGUAAAUGUUACGCUCGUUUACCACCGCGUGCUACGAAUUGCCGUAAAAAGAAGUGUGGACAUUCAAAUGAUUUGCGUAUCAAGAAGAAGCUGAAAUAA